UAUUUAGCAGAGCGACUUAAAUCAGAUCUCAUCAUAUCACUUAACCUUUUCAAGAACCAAUCCACUUUGUUCUAACCAAUUCCUAUCCCUUGUCUUUCUUCUUCAGAUCAUGGCUGAGUUAGUUGGUGGUGCGUUUCUCUCUGCUUUCCUCAAUGUUGUGUUCGACAAGCUUGCUACCGAUGAGGUUGUUGACUUCUUCCGUGGAAAGAAGGUUGACCUCAAUUUGCUGGAGAACUUGAAGAGCACUCUGAGAGUGGUUGGAGGUGUGCUUGAUGAUGCUGAGAAGAAACAAACCAAACUCUCCAGUGUCAACCAGUGGCUCAUUGAGCUCAAGGAUGUUCUUUAUGAUGCCGAUGACAUGCUGGAUGAAAUUUCGACCAAAGCUGCAACUCAAAAGAAGGUACGUAAAGUGUUUUCUCGCUUUACCAAUAGGAAAAUGGCCAGUAAGUUGGAAAAAGUAGUUGGGAAAUUAGAUAAAGUUCUAGAAGGCAUGAAGGGUCUUCCUUUGCAAGUGAUGGCAGGGGAGAGCAACGAGCCAUGGAAUGCUCUGCCAACAACAUCUCUGGAAGAUGGAUAUGGUAUGCAUGGUAGGGAUACAGACAAGGAGGCCAUAAUGAAGUUGGUAAAGGAUAGCAGUGAUGGUGUACCAGUGUCUGUUAUCGCUAUUGUAGGCAUGGGUGGGGUUGGAAAAACCACUCUGGCCCGAUCUGUGUUCAACGAUGGCAAUUUGAAGGAAAUGUUGUUUGAUUUAAAUGCAUGGGUUUGUGUUUCUGACCAAUUUGAUAUUGUGAAGGUCACAAAAACUAUGAUAGAGCAAAUUACGCAAGAGUCAUGUAAAUUGAAUGAUCUAAACUUUCUUCAACUUGAAUUGAUGGACAAGCUGAAAGAUAAAAAAUUCUUAAUUGUCUUGGAUGAUGUAUGGAUCGAGGAUUAUGAUAAUUGGAGUAAUCUUACAAAACCAUUGCUGCAUGGAACAAGGGGAAGUAAAAUUCUCUUCACAACCCGCAAUGAAAAUGUAGUGAAUGUAGUCCCUUACCGUAUUGUUCAAGUUUAUCCUCUAAGUAAAUUGUCAAAUGAAGAUUGUUGGCUAGUGUUUGCAAACCACGCAUUUCCUCUCUCAGAAUCAAGUGGGGAGGAUAGAAGAGCUUUAGAAAAAAUUGGAAGGGAUAUUGUUAAAAAGUGUAAUGGAUUGCCUUUAGCAGCACGCUCACUUGGAGCUAUGUUGAGGAGAAAGCAUGCUAUUAGGGAUUGGGAUAUUAUACUUAAAAGUGACAUUUGGGAUCUGCCUGAAAGUCAGUGUAAAAUUAUUCCAGCCUUGAGAAUUAGUUAUCAUUAUCUCCCUCCACAUCUGAAAAGGUGCUUUGUUUAUUGUUCAUUAUACCCCAAAGAUUAUGAAUUUCAAAAAAAUGACUUGAUCUUGUUGUGGAUGGCUGAAGAUCUUUUGAAGCUUCCAAACAAUGGAAAUGCCUUGGAAAUUGGUUACGAGUAUUUUGAUGAUUUAGUUUCAAGAUCAUUUUUUCAACGUUCAAAAAGUAAUCGAACUUGGGACAAUUGUUUUGUAAUGCAUGACCUCGUGCAUGAUCUAGCAUUAUACCUUGGUGGAGAAUUCUAUUUCAGAUCGGAAGAACUUGGAAAAGAAACCAAGAUUGGUAUGAAGACUCGUCAUUUGUCAGUUACAAAGUUCAGUGAUCCAAUCUCAGAUAUUGAUGUUUUUAACAAACUACAAUCUUUGAGAACUUUCUUGGCAAUUGAUUUUAAAGAUUCCCGGUUCAACAAUGAAAAAGCACCAGGUAUUGUAAUGUCGAAGCUUAAGUGUUUGAGAGUUUUAUCAUUUUGUCGCUUUACAAUGUUGGAUGUUUUGCCUGAUUCAAUAGGUAAAUUGCUCCACUUGCGUUAUUUAAAUCUCUCUCGUACAAGUAUAAAAACACUGCCGGAGUCAUUGUGUAAUUUGUACAAUCUACAAACUCUGGUGUUGUCUCAUUGCGACAAGUUGACCAGGUUGCCUACUGACAUGCAAAAUCUUGUAAACUUGUGUCAUCUUCAUAUUAAUGGUACUCGUAUAGAAGAGAUGCCUAGAGGAAUGGGAAUGUUAAGUCAUUUGCAGCAUUUGGAUUUCUUUAUUGUGGGCAAGCAUAAAGAGAACGGAAUCAAAGAACUGGGGACACUUUCAAAUCUUCAUGGUUCGCUUUCUAUUAGGAAUUUGGAGAAUGUAACCAGAAGCAAUGAAGCAUUGGAGGCUAGGAUGCUGGAUAAGAAACACAUUAGUCAUUUAUCCUUGGAAUGGUCUAAUGACACCGACUUCCAAACUGAAUUAGAUGUACUGUGCAAAUUAAAACCUCACCAUGGCCUGGAAUAUCUAACAAUAGAGGGUUAUAAUGGAACCAUAUUUCCAGAUUGGGUGGGAAAUUUUUCCUACCACAACUUGAGAAUUCUAGGUUUACGUGAUUGUAAUAACUGUUGUGUGCUUCCUUCGCUUGGGCAACUACCAUCUCUUAAGCAGCUCUAUAUUUCAAGAUUGAAGUCAGUGAAGACUGUUGAUGCAGGGUUUUACAAAAAUGAAGAUUGUCCUUCUGUGACACCCUUUUCUUCCCUUGAAUUUCUAUCCAUUGAUGAGAUGUGUUGCUGGGAGUUGUGGAGUAUCCCUGAGUCAGACGCCUUUCCUCUACUCAAGUCUCUUAAAAUAGUGGAUUGCCCCAAACUAAGGGGAGAUUUGCCAAAUCACCUUCCUGCUCUGGAAACACUUAUGAUUAGAAAUUGCGAGCUUCUUGUCUCUUCUCUCCCAAGGGCUCCCAUCCUUAAGAGAUUAGAGAUACAUAAAAGCAAUAAUGUAUCGUUGCAUGUGUUUCCUCUUUUGUUGGAAUCGAUAGAAGUAGAAGGAAGCCCAAUGGUGGAGUCCAUGAUCGAGGCCAUCUCCAGCAUCGAGCCAACUUGCCUCCAACGUUUAACAUUGAUGGAUUGCUCGUCAGCCAUAUCUUUUCCGGGUGGUCGUCUACCUGCAUCUGUGAAGGAUCUGUGUAUCAACAAUCUUAAAAAUCUGGAAUUCCCAACCCAACACAAGCACGAGUUACUGGAAUCACUGGUCCUAGAUAAUAGUUGUGAUUCUCUCACGUCUCUUCCAUUGGUUACCUUUGCAAAUCUCAAAAGUCUCAAAAUCGAUAACUGUGAACAUCUGGAAUCUCUUUUGGUUUCAGGGGCAGAGUCAUUUAAGAGUCUGUGUUCUUUGAAAAUUUUCCGAUGCCCCAAUUUUGUAUCAUUCUGGAGAGAAGGAUUGCCUGCGCCCAAUUUGACUCGAAUUGAAGUUUUAAAUUGCGACAAGUUGAAGUCAUUACCUGACAAAAUCAGUAGUCUUCUCCCAAAGUUAGAAUAUCUCCAAAUAUCCAACUGCCCAGAAAUUGAGUCGUUUCCAGAAGGGGGUAUGCCACCUAACCUGAGAACAGUUUGGAUUGUCAAUUGUGAGAAACUAAUGAGCGGCCUAGCAUGGCCAUCCAUGGGCAUGCUUACCCGUCUCACUGUUGCGGGUCGAUGUGAUGGCAUCAAGUCCUUCCCUAAGGAGGGUUUGCUGCCUCCCUCCCUUACAUCUUUGAAGCUAUAUAAGUUGUCAAAUCUGGAGAUGUUGGACUGCACGGGGCUUCUCCAUCUCACAUCCCUGCAAAAAUUAAUCAUAGAGAGAUGUCCUUUGCUGGAGAAUAUGGUGGGAGAAAGGCUUCCUGUCUCUCUAAUAAAAUUAACCAUAGAGAGUUGUCCUUUGCUGGAAAAACAAUGCCGCAGGAAGCACCCUCAAAUUUGGCCUAAAAUAUCCCACAUCCGUCACAUUAAAGUUGACAAUAGAUGGAUUUAGUGACCAAGGAUGAGCACCGGAGAUGAUAGAUUGUCCUGUAGAAACUGCACCUGUCAAUGGAUAUGAAUUCAACUUUGAACAAGAUCUAAAUGGAACUUGUGAUUUAAUUGACGUGACACUGAUGCUUUCUAAACACAUGAAUUAGAAACUGAAAAGCUUUUCAUUGCAUACAAUAGAGAGGAUGAAAAGCUAUAUCAGGACAACUACAUGGGAAGAUCUCAGAUCUUUCGACAAGCCAUGCAGUCUUCCUAGGAAAUUGUCAUAUACUGCUCCCUAGGCAGGUCAUCACUUUUGUGUUUGAUGCAAAGAUGGAUAUAUAUAGGUGGAACACUUCUGAAAAGUUUAUCCCAAUAUGUACAGGUCAGAAAAUAAUAUUGCGGAUCCGCUUACAAAAAGGUUGACAUGUCAACAAGUAUUUGAGUCGUCGAGGGGAAUGAGAUUAAAGCCCAUUAUUUAGUUACAACAAUGGACACCCGUCUCCGUGUGAUUGGUGAUCCCAUGAAUGGAGUUCAACGGAAAGGAAAUCUUACAUUCAAAGCUUUUGAUGCAAAACAUAAGAGGGAAGGUGGUGGUUUCAUCUGUGUGGAAGGUUUCCAUGAUGUUCUCAGAGAUCAAACUUUCAAACUUGCAUAACCAAAGUUUGAGCACCUUAACGGUACAGGCUUCAUUGUAUGGAAUGAGUUCUGGCAAGUGAUUUUCAAAUAAAAACAACUUGGGAAGUUUGAAGGAAGAAUGAUAUCUGAUGGGGCAAAAGGAGGAGGAAGCGAGGGCGCAGUCAGCUGAUGGCAGAGUGUUUAAGAUUGUUCCAUGGCACCAUCUGGAGCAUAGCACCAGCAACUCCCUGAGCAUACAGGCCUUAAGCCAUGACUUGACUGGUUCAGAUAGGGCCAGGGUCAUGUUAAAAGGGUCCUCUACAUUUGUGUCAAUGUACAGCCAAAAAGGUUCAAAAGGAGUUAAUCAAGAUGCAUUGACGGUUUGGCAGGACUUCACUCGAAAAAAAGACAUGAUCUUUUGUGGCGUGUUUGAUGGUCAUGAUCCUCUAGGACACAGGUUAUCACAGUGCAUACGUGACAAUCUACCCUCAAAACUCUCAGCACCAAUCAAACUGUCUCAAGAAAAGGCCAUGAAACACUGUCAUGCUAAUGCUACAAAUGGUGGCAGUCAUAUGAUGUCCAUGUUGAGGAUAACCAAAACAUGUCCUUUCCUUCAUGGGAGGGAACCUUUAUGAGGUGCUUCAGUGAAUAGAUGAAAAGCUUGCUAAGAACAUUGACACUGAUGGAUUUUGUGGCGGUAGCACUGCUGUAUCUGUAAUCAAACACAGAGGAUGAAAAGCCAUGCAUAUCAGGACAACUACACAGGACGAUCUCAGAUCUUCCUAGGAAAUUGUAAUAUACUGCUCCCUAGGCAGGUAAUCACUUUUGUGUUUGGUGCAAAGAUGGAUAUAUAUAGGUGGGGCACUUCUGAAAGGUUUAUCCCAAUAAGUACAGGUUGAAUUUCCCAUGUUGCUUGAAUCUAUGAAUUUUUUCAAGUUUGGUCAGUAAUCAAAAUGCUCAAAGUAGCCUGUACAUGUUAUUAGAAGUGAAUUCUGUUACAUACUACUGAUUUGCACUUACACUAGUGCACUGAAUGGGAAAGAACUGGAAGAAAGGAAAUCUUACAUUCAAAGCUUUUGAUGCAAAACAUAAGAGGGGAGGUGGUGGUUUCAUCUGUGUGGAAGGUUACCAUGAUGUUCUCAGAGAUCAAACAUUCAAACUUGCAUAACAGAAGUUUGAGCACCUUAGUGGUACAUGCUUCAUUGUAUGGAAUGAGUUCUGGCAAGAGAUUUUGAAAUCAAAACAACUUGGAAAGUUUGAAGGAAGAAUGACGUCUGAUGGGAUGCAAAACUUCUAACCAGCUGAACAUUUCAACAUUGUACAUUUUUGUGGUAGCAAAAUAGAUGGAGACUGAAUCUCAUACAUAUGGAAUGUGUCCAUACUACUUCAAUUGAGAAAUACAUUAAUGUACUGGUGCUUUAACACAUUCUCUUCAUAGUUGAAUACAAUCAGACUUCUGCAAUGAAAAAACGACAUCUGUCUUUCACUCUUUCUCACAAAUAUUUCUAUCAAAAACUUCUCUAGCCAUUUUCUCCUGGGCUGGAUCAUUUGGAUCUCCAAUAUGUAGUUCAGUGUUUCAAUCACAUGCUAGAGAUGCUUUGAAGCAAAA
Glycine soja is the source of this 6040-nucleotide messenger RNA. Its product is annotated as putative disease resistance RPP13-like protein 1. Bases 110 to 3838 code for a protein of 1242 amino acids. The record is from RefSeq and is a predicted model, not a curated record. The transcript has 12 exons. Gene Ontology annotation, biological process: defense response to other organism. Gene Ontology annotation, molecular function: ADP binding. NCBI's taxonomy places the organism in Eukaryota, Viridiplantae, Streptophyta, Magnoliopsida, Fabales, Fabaceae.